AUGGAUGAACGAUUGUAUGGUAGCUUGGAAAAACUUCUGAAGUUGCCUACUGAGAUCAUGCAGGAAAUCGUUGACUUUACUGUUGAUCAAGGAAUGGGAGGUGAGAUGAUCAACUCUUCACGCUAUUUCCAUAGCCUGGCUGUACCACGGUUUUAUCGCUGCAUUGAAUUGAGAACGGCAAAGAGCGUUGCUAUGCUCAAUAACACACUGGAAAGAAGGCCAGAAUUGGGAUCGUACAUCCGCGAAUUGUCCUUUGGUGCACAUCGUUUACCGUGGGAUGAAGUUAGACGAUUGGCAGAGCUAUUAGGGGAGAAUAACAGGAAGAACAUUAAAGUGCUCAAGAUCAAGAUACCAGCGAGUGAUCUGCCAUUAGCAUUACCAAUCCUAAAGCUAUUCUCCCCUAAAUGCUUUGAAUGGUCAACCUCUCCAUGUUGGCAAAUGAGACCUGCAAACCUAUUUGUAGAAAUGUUUGCAGGCUGGAAUCGAUUGGAAGAGCUAACGCUGGAGAACUUCAGAUUUGAUGAAACGUUGAACGUUUGUGUGGAUCAAUUACCGAAUCUGCAACAUCUUGCAUUAAAAGGAAGAGGAUCAGAACAUUUACCGGUAGAAGUAUUGUCUACUUUGAUGAAUGUGAACAGUAGAGAAAGUACAAUCGUUUCGUUUGAUCUGGAGAUCGUUGAUGCAAAGCGCCGAUUACCGAUCGAGAUAGCAGAUUGUUCAAUGGAAAAACGUUCGACUUUGGAACAGGAAUUGUCGAGAUUGUACGUGGAUCCAGAGGCUUUACGAUGUAUAUCCUGGAUCUAA
Molecule: messenger RNA, 804 nt
Organism: Meira miltonrushii
Lineage: Eukaryota; Fungi; Basidiomycota; Exobasidiomycetes; Exobasidiales; Brachybasidiaceae
Exons: 1
Coding region: 1-804 (267 amino acids)
Source: RefSeq, a predicted model, not a curated record